GUCUGACAUCAGACGGCUCUUGGAGAGGCUCAGCUGAGCUUCCUGCACUCUCUUUACAGCCCAGAAAACUUUUUUGUCUUCUUCUUAGUUUUAUUUGCAGCAAUAUUUACUUUGUUCAAUUAUUAGUUUGCCCCAGAUGUCUGCAGAACCCCUGGUCCCUCCGGAUUGUGAAGCAUCUAGAGCCAGAUUAACCCCCUUCUUCCUGAACUGUGGCUCCCUCCCGGUGUUCCUAAAGGGAGCUGAGCACCGGAACUCUGAGCCCUACCCGGAUACUGCUGGAUCCCCGAGUUGGUAAACAAGCAAUUUAAUCUUGACCUUGAAAUUCACAUUAAAGGAAAUGUGUUCAACAAAUCCAGGAAAUUGGGUAACAUUUGAGGAUGAAACCCCAUUCCAUUCUCCACAGAAAGCUUUGAUUUUAUCCAAUGAGAAUAUUUACAGUCCCAAAUCAGGUGGGCUUAGACUGAAUUUUUCCAGUGAAAAGUUAGCAAGAUCCUCUUCAUCAAAUUCCACAACACCUCUUCCAUCUCCAAUGACUGACUUUUUUAUGAGUCCUGGACCUCCAAGCAACUCACCUCUUUGCACACCUAUUAAAGAAUGCCCAAUAACACCAUGUACUCCAAAAUUAGGAUUGUGUAAUGUGCAACCUCCUGCUGAAGCUUCAGGAAAUGUGCCUUUUACUUUGUCAUCUUUGUCAUCUUCGUUAUCAGUAAAUUCAUCUUCAAACACUCCAACAACCUCACAUUUUGAUGAAGCAAGUCCUCCAAAGCACAAAAGUAGUAAUGAAGUAGGAUGCCACUCAGGAAGUAUUCACUGUAACUAUUUGCAAAAGGAUUGUGCAUUUUCAAGUCCAUUUUGGAAUAAUGAUUUCCCAGCCAUUAUUUCUACAAAUGCAAAUAUCAAAGCAGAAAGAGAUGAAAAAGAUAGAAUACCUGCAAAAACAGAACCUGACACAAUAGAAAAGGAAACUUUUAAUAGCCAGAAAAGUCUAAAUCAGUGUUCUUUCAAUUACGUGUGUGAAAGACUUCAAAAUUUAAAGAUUGACCCACCUGACAAUUUGAAACAUCUGCCUCUCUGUACAGAAAAAAACAGUUCAUCAUUUAUUCCACAAAGUCUUUUUAGAAGUCAGAGAAAAGAUGGAUGGCCUUUCAUGUUAAGGAUUCCUGAGAAAAAGAACAUGAUGUCUUCAAGGCAGUGGGGACCUAUUUACUUAAAAGUUAUAAAUGGUGGAAUUCUACAAAUGUAUUAUGAGAAGGGUCUUGAUAAACCAUUCAGAGAAGUACAUCUUAAUCAGUUUUGCAGAGUGUCUGAGUCAAAACUAGAAAACCUAAGUGUUUCAGAUAAAAUACACACAGUUAAAAUUGAGCAGGUUUCAUAUACAGAAAAAAGGAAAUACCACCCAAAGCUUGAAGUUGUCCAUGAAGCUGAAAUUGAACAGAUGUUGAAACUGGGAACAAUGGAUUAUUGUGAUCUUAUUGACUUUAUUACAACAGUAGAAGAGGAAUUAUUGAUGCUAUCACCUGUAUCAAAACCAAAGAAAGCUUAUGAAGAGUCUGAAAUGAUACUGGAAAUCAUAGACAAUUGUUGGGGAAAGGUCACCAAAGAUACCAAACUUAAAGAGAGUUCUGUGAUAUCUCAAUUGUAUUGCCUUUGUUUUACUAACAGUGAUACUGAAUUAUUUUUGACAUUAAAUGAUGCUGAUCUUCAAAAAAUUUCUAAGAACUACUUUGAUAAAGAAAGCAAAAACAACUUGAUUGACAUUCUUGACUAUCAUUUCCAUAAAUGUGUCAAUAAACAAGAAUUUGAAAAGUCAAGGAUAAUUAAAUUCAAGCCAAUCGAUGGCUGUAGGUUUGAACUCAUGCGCUUUAAAACAAAUUUUAGCGCUGAAGAGCUUCCGUUUUCCAUGAAAACUGCUGCAGUAGUCCAGGGAGCAUAUGUGGAGUUACAAGCUUUCCUAAAUAUGUCUCCAAGUGUCAUAGCGUCUCCCUUAAAUUCAGUAAAAUACUGUGAAAAUAUUGCAAUACAUUUCCCAGUUCCUUCACAAUGGAUGAAAGCACUUUGGACUGUGAGUUUUCAGAGGCAGAGAUCUUUGAAAACAAAAAUGAAUAGAAGGGCAUGUCUUGGGUCUACUUAUGAAAUAGAGUCAGAACCUGUAAUACAAGUAACUAUUGGAACCGCAAAGUAUGAGCAUGCGUACAAGGCUGUCGUAUGGAAGAUUGACCGACUUCCUGAUAAAAAUUCUAGUCACGAUCAGCCGCAUAGUUUGUCCUGUAAACUGGAGCUAGGAUCUGAUCAGGAGAUACCACACAACUGGAACCCGUUUGCUACACUGCAGUAUGUAAUGCCGGCUACAUCUGCCUCCGGAGCAGAAUUGAAAUCAAUGGGAAUUGAGAAUGAUAUUCAGCCUCAUAAACAUGUCACUCAGAAAACAUGUUACAACAUCCAGGUGGAGAUUGAAGUGAAAAGAAUUAAAACUGAAGGAGAUGAUCUUGAGAAGACUGGAGACUGCAUAAUACAGUAGAAGCAGGAAUGAGCUUAUUAAACCAUACACGCAAUGUUCCCUCUAAUUUGUUUUGGAGCUGUGCGGACCUGCUACUGCUCUGAGCAAACAUAUUUUACACGACCUGACAACUGGGAAGAAAGCAGUAGUAGUAUAGUGUCUAUAGAAAAGUUAUAAUCAUUUCCACAUCUAUACUACUCAUUUUAAAUUCAAAGUAAGCGAUAUUGCAUUGUAUUUUUAUUGUGUAUUUGUUAAUUAUUUAAUUAUACUCUAUAUAGUAGUCAUUUAAGGGCAACACAAUUUUACUGUACACUGUCCCUUUAAUGUAUAU
Molecule: messenger RNA, 2828 nt
Organism: Bombina bombina (fire-bellied toad)
Lineage: Eukaryota; Metazoa; Chordata; Amphibia; Anura; Bombinatoridae
Gene: STON1
Product: stonin 1
Exons: 4
Coding region: 338-2518 (726 amino acids)
Biological process (GO): synaptic vesicle endocytosis; regulation of endocytosis; clathrin-dependent endocytosis
Cellular component (GO): synaptic vesicle; AP-2 adaptor complex
Molecular function (GO): clathrin-cargo adaptor activity
Source: RefSeq, a predicted model, not a curated record